Messenger RNA from Syngnathoides biaculeatus (alligator pipefish), 1921 nucleotides. It is a transcript of the gene ints15, whose product is annotated as integrator complex subunit 15. NCBI's taxonomy places the organism in Eukaryota, Metazoa, Chordata, Actinopteri, Syngnathiformes, Syngnathidae. The transcript is spliced from 8 exons. The coding region runs from base 340 to 1710 and encodes 456 amino acids. The record is from RefSeq and is a predicted model, not a curated record.
UCAUAUCAGUGCACUUAAUAUUUGUUUCACUGCUAUGCCAGCAAUUACUGCGCAGGUUGUUUCUGUGUAGCGUGAAACGGUGACGUUAGCUUGACUUGCUAACAUUAGCAUGAGCGACUCGUAGGGGGUCCCUGCGAAAGUGUGACUCAGUACUUGGCAAUUGCCGAACUUUAAUUCUAAAUCGGAAAACUCUGGGGAAAUUUCAUACUCGGAAGAAUACGACCUCCAAGUCUGUGUGAGUGUUAUUCUGUGCCCUGGCGACCGGUUCAGGGUCGUUCGAAGUGAUGUGGGCGACCCCUAUGAGGAUAAGCGGCUUGGGAAAUGCGUGGAUAGGUAGCGAUGGGGGACAUCCGUCAGUCCUUGUUGCCUCGCGAUGUGCUGAGCGCCGCCAAGGAGCUGCUGUACCACUUGGACAUCUACAUCAGUAACCUGGUCCAAUCGGGGAGGCAACCGCCCCAGGUGGACACCAAAACCUUGGAGCUGGUCGAGGAGUUCAUCAUGCACGCACCCAAGGACAGAAGCGCAUUGACCAGGAGGAUGAGCGCACUUCAGGAGCUUCAACUUCUGGAGAUCAUGUGCAGCUGUUUCCAGGAGCAGAGCCGGGAUAGCGUUCGGCAGCUCAUGUUCUCCACCCUCUUCAGCCUCCAAGGGAACCAGGCGGACGAGAGUCGCAUGGCGCUGCUGGGCAAACUGGUUUCCAUGGCCGUUGCCGUCGGCAGAGCUCCCAUCUUGGAAUGUGCCGCCACCUGGCUGCAGAGGACCCACCGGGCGUACUGCGUGCGGCUGGCGCAGGUGCUGGUGGACGACUACUGCGGCAUGAUGCCAGGCUCGGUGCCCACCUUACAGAACAUUCACAGCGCCAGUCCGCGCUUCUGCUGCCAGUUCAUCACUGCUGUCACCACCCUCUACGACUUCUCCUCAGAGGAACUAAUCCCUCCCGCGGAGCUGCUCCAGAUGAUCGUGUCGUGGAUCGAAGACGACCCUCGCCUGGUCCUGGUCACCUUCCUGAACACGCCCCUUUCCGGCAGCCAGCCAAUCAGCUCGCUCGACGUCACACCUCUCGGGGGGCUGGCGCGCUGGUGCGUCAAAGCCCCGCUGGGCUACGGGAGGGACACGAAGCAGGCGCCCGCAAACGGCAGCCCGGAGGGCGAGCAGCAAGUGGCGGGUCUCUUCUCGGCGCUCCAUUUGAGUGUCCUGCAGGUCUUCAUGCUCCUACCGAACAUUCUGAACGAGAAAGGCAUUUUCGGUCGUCUGGCGCUGCUCCAGAUGGACUCUGUGGCCUCGCUGACCUCCGACCUGUCCCGGCAACUGGACCAGGCCGACAAGCACGCUCGCGCGUCGGCCGCCGACGCGCACGCGCUGACGCAGCUCGCUCUGGACAGGCUGGCUCAGGCCCUGCAGGUCGCCAUGGCCAAUGGAGCCUUGCUUUGUUCCAGAGAGGACCUGAGAGCCAUCUGUGCACGCCUCCCGCACAACAAUUUGCUCCAGCUGGUGCUGUCGGGUCCCGUGAUGUACUACAACAACAUCCACACGCCCCCCCCUCUGGCCUUCAGCCCGCACGCGUCCCACCCGCCCAUGGCCGCGCACCCCAUGCACGCGCCGCACACGCCGCUGGCCCCCCAUCCGUCGCCCCAUCCCGCCUCCCACCCUCAGUACUCGGCCCAGCCCUUCGUGACGGGGAUACCGUUUCCUUUCCGACCCGCCCACUGAAGACCACCCCCCCCCCCCCGACCCCAAAACGAAAGUCAUCUUCUGUGAGUUCCCUCAUUUUUGUCUAUACUUGUGCAUAAAACACGUGUUUGUGUGAAUGAUUGACUUCUUGUACAGUGUGUAAAGUAUUGUAGCAUUAAUUAGCACAUUGACUGUUGGUAGUCUUUGUGGCUAACGUGUUGCUCCAAUAAAUAUUUUUUUAAACUUUGAA